AUGGGAAAUAAUCUGACAAGUACAGAAGUACAACAGGCAAUCUUUCAGGCCAUAAGAGACAACGAUUUGACAGAAGUCCAAAGUCUGUUCUACUCCUGUGACAUUCAACCAAAAAACAUUACAGAUAAAACCGAUAAAAACAACACACUCCUACAUUGUGCCGUGGAAGAAAAUAGGUAUGAAAUAGUCCAGGAGCUAUUAUUGAAAACGUGGGAAAUAAAUAUAAAUGCACAGAAUGACGAUGGUGACACUGCCCUGCACCUUUGUGCCAAGAACAACUACGAUCGACUUAUACAUUUGCUCCUGAAGAACGGAGCGGUCAGUGAUGUUGUCAACAAGGAAGGUCUAACAUUUCUGAAUAUUCUUAGGAGGCUGGUGAUUCGAACAGGAAUCUACAGAAGCAACCAGCAGGUUGAGAUAAUGCAUCAAGUAGUUACAGGGCAAAGCGAGGAGCAGAAAAUAACAAAAGUUGAUCCAAUGCAUACAAAGGAUAAUAAGAAGCGAAGAGUAUCUCCGCAAAUAUUGGACAGGAAUGCUAAAAUAAACAAAAUUGCUAAUAAGAAUUGGUCGCUUUUGCACAUCGCAGCAUAUAACGGAGAAAUAGCAAGGGUUCGAUACCUGUUAGGCCUUGGUGCCAAAAUAGAUGCCGAAAGUAAGGACAAGUUGACGCCACUCCAUUGCGCGACCAAAAUGGAUUUCAAAAUGUAG
Molecule: messenger RNA, 708 nt
Organism: Ctenocephalides felis (cat flea)
Lineage: Eukaryota; Metazoa; Arthropoda; Insecta; Siphonaptera; Pulicidae
Product: ankyrin-1-like
Exons: 2
Coding region: 1-708 (235 amino acids)
Molecular function (GO): protein binding
Source: RefSeq, a predicted model, not a curated record